Pseudonaja textilis is the source of this 1589-nucleotide messenger RNA. Its product is annotated as twisted gastrulation protein homolog 1-like. Gene Ontology annotation, biological process: regulation of BMP signaling pathway. The record is from RefSeq and is a predicted model, not a curated record. NCBI's taxonomy places the organism in Eukaryota, Metazoa, Chordata, Lepidosauria, Squamata, Elapidae.
CUCCUCCCCCCGGAGAAAAAGACGGGGUGGGGGGAGAGAACCCAUCUCAAGCCCUUCCCUCGCCCCAAAAGACGGCCGCAGAGUCUCCGCUUGCCCAGGUACAGCUGGCAGCCAUGCGCUGGUGGGCAGUUUUGCUCUUUGUGGCGGCUGCAUGGGCGAUGGAUGCCCACGCCAAGGGGUGCAACAAAGCCCUCUGUGCGAGUGAUGUCAGCAAGUGUUUGCUGCAGGAAAUGUGCCAGUGCAAAGCCAACCGUACCCGUUGCUGCCGGCAGUGCGCGUUCUGCCUGGCUAAACUCUGGGAGCCUUGCUGUGAUUGUGUAGGUCUGUGUGAUGAACGCUUCUCCUCCACUCCCCACCCUGCCCAACGAAGUUCCAUGCAUGACUUGGUGUCUCCGGUACCGUCCCUGUUUCGGGCCCUCCUGGCUCUGUCCAACAGCCACCCUGCUCUUGGCUGGAGCAUCAUGACUCUGCCGUUAGAAGAAGAACUUCGGCAAAACCACGUGGAUACCGGACACCUUCUGCUGGGACCACAUACAGACCUGGCACUCCCGGACCCCAACAUCCCCAAGGGCCCGAAUGCAACGGCGCCAGCUUGCCAGUCCAUUUACUUCAACGACUGCCUGUCCAUGAGCCGCUGCCGCGCAGCCUGCCAGUCGGUGGGCGCCUGGCGUUACCGCUGGUUUCACAGCGCCUGUUGCCAGUGCCUGGGCCCAGACUGCCAGGGCUAUGGAGGCGCCCAUGCCAAUUGCUCCAACUGCCAGGUCUGAGUGGUGUUGCUUUUUUUUGUUCCUUGACUCGUAGAGCGUCGCAUGGCCUGCACUUUUCUACACAGCCUCCCCUGCAAACCGCAAGUAGCCAUUACAGGUGGUCCUCAACUUACGACCACAAGGGAGCCCAAUGUUUCUGUUCUUAGGGGAGGCCUUUGUUAAGUGAGUUUUGCUCCGUUUUCUUGCCACCAUUAGGUGACUCCCUGCAGUCCAGUCAUGCUGGCUGGGGAAUUCUGGGAAUUGAAGUCCAACUGUCUUAAUGUGGCCAAGUCCCUGCUCUGGAGAUCAAUAUUUCUCAUAUGCGGACUUCGACUCCCAGAAUUCACCAGCCCUUCCGCCCAUUAUGGUCCUAGGUUGAAUUAGUUGCAAAACAGUCAUUCAUGUGACCCAAUCCUGUCCUUUAUGUGGUGGUCAUUAAGCGAAUGCCACAAUCGCUUAAUACAGUUGCAUCUCCGCUGAUUCUGUCAGAAGAGUCACAAAAUAAGUUGAGGACUGAGCUGUAGUGCUUCCUGCUUCGGCCCGCUUUCCAAACCCAGAUACUUCCAAACCCGAGAACAAAUUUAGGGGGGCACAAAAGACCAUCACCCCCCCCCCCCGUGUCAACCCUGAAGUUGGCUGAACAAUGGCCAUUUUCUUUUUCUAGCCUUUCUCUAGGGUGGUUUCUCUUCUCACCGCUUCAGGGCUGAUACAGCCCGGAGCGAAGGGGCCAGGGAACAGGGUGUAGAGAUAGCUGUGGUGUUGUAGCCUAAAUAAAAUUCUUUCCCCUGGGAAUCAAGGUGGGUUGGUGCAGGCGUCCGAAAGGUGGAGACUGAGGUCGCCUAG